Dicentrarchus labrax (European seabass) is the source of this 5434-nucleotide messenger RNA. RefSeq names its product protocadherin 10a (gene pcdh10a). The record is from RefSeq and is a predicted model, not a curated record. Lineage: Eukaryota; Metazoa; Chordata; Actinopteri; Moronidae. Gene Ontology annotation, biological process: homophilic cell-cell adhesion. Gene Ontology annotation, molecular function: calcium ion binding. Bases 603 to 3719 code for a protein of 1038 amino acids. Gene Ontology annotation, cellular component: plasma membrane. The transcript is spliced from 5 exons.
CCAACCCCGCUGCUCACACUCGCCUUACAGAAGCCGAGCUGAGAACAUCAUCCGCUUUGAGCGCUUAGGCGCAGUGAUUACAUCCUCACAGAGAGAGGGAGAGAGAGAGAGGGAGGGAGACAGAGAGAAAGUCCUGUUAUUCGCCAGUCUUUAUUUAGAAGUUGCGUUUUGUUUUAGGUUUCGGCGGUGCGUAAAUAGGAGUUUUUGCUCUUCUUUUCCGGCUCGUGUGGAAUUUCCUAUGUUGUUGUGUGACUUUGAGUGAAGAAGGGGCAGUCUGUUCUGUGCACAGGGAGUGUUGGCUAUGCGUCCUGGCUCCAGCCUGCAAUGUUUGCUCUGACGCCAAAACUCACAGACCGGUGCAGAAUUGAUUAAAACAGAGAAGCUCGGAUCAAAUGGCUGUGCUUCUCACAGCUGAAACGACACAAUGUUCCACUGACCCGAGGCAGAGGAGAGGAAUUUCAGAGUCGGACUGCCUUGUUGCUGUUUAUUUCACUGCCUUUUUACGGACAGAGGAGAUGGGAAAUGCUCAUUUCUUGUGAGAAAAAGGAAUAACACUUUUUUUUUGUUUCGUCUCGAAGUGCACUUUGUGAGAGGGAGAGGAGAUGAUUUGCUUCAUAUUCCUGCUCUCCAUCCUGGAUGGAGCUGUCUCACAGCUACACUACUCCGUGCCAGAGGAGCAGGAGCCUGGCUCCGUGGUUGGGAAUAUCGCAGAGGAUUUGGGGCUGGACAUUACCAAACUUUCCGCUCGCCGCUUUCAGACGGUGCCUAGUUCACGAACACCUUAUCUGGAGGUGAACUUGGAGAACGGUGCGCUCGUGGUGAAGGAGAAAAUUGACCGGGAAGAAAUCUGUAAGCAGACCAUCCCGUGCCUAUUGCACCUGGAGGUGUUUCUGGAGAACCCAUUGGAGCUCUUUCGCGUGGAGAUCGAGGUGAUGGAUAUCAACGACAAUCCACCCAGCUUCCCCGAGACGGACAUUUCCGUGGAGAUAUCGGAGAGCGCCAUCCCCGGGACCCGGUUCCCGGUGGAGAAUGCCUUCGACCCCGAUGUGGGCUCGAACGCGCUCAGCACAUAUGCCAUAACGAAUAAUAACUAUUUUUACCUUGACGUGCAGACGCAGAGCGACGGGAACAAGUUCGCAGAGCUGGUGCUGGAGAAGUCGCUGGACAGGGAGCAGCAGGCGGUGCACCGCUAUGUGCUGACGGCGGUGGAUGGGGGCAUCCCGCAGCGGACCGGGACGGCUCUGCUGGUCGUUAAAGUUCUGGACUCCAAUGAUAACGCGCCCACCUUUGACCAGACUGUGUACUCGGUUAACCUGCGGGAAAACUCUCCCGUGGGCACUCUGGUUAUUCAGCUGAACGCCACGGAUGUUGACGAGGGACAAAACGGGGAAAUAGUUUAUUCUUUCAGCAAUCACAACGCCCCGCGGAUAAAGGACUUAUUCAACAUUGAUGCCAGAACAGGUAGGAUAGAGGUGGCGGGCGAGGUGGACUAUGAAGAGAGCAACACGCACCAGAUUUACGUCCAGGCUAAAGAUCUGGGGGCGAAUGCGGUCCCCGCGCACUGCAAAGUGCUGGUCAAACUCGUGGACGUGAACGACAACACACCGGAGAUCGGUUUCAGCACUGUGACUGAAUCCGUAAGCGAGCAGGACGCCCCGGGCACCGUGAUCGCACUUUUCAGCGUCUCAGACCGGGACUCCGGCGAGAACGGACACAUGAGCUGCGAGAUACUUGGAGACGUUCCUUUCAAGCUCAAGUCGUCUUUUAAAAACUACUACACCAUCGUGACGGACGGACCGCUGGACAGAGAGAACACAGAUUCCUACACUAUCACUGUGGUGGCCAAAGAUAAAGGUCAGCCUUCGCUCGCCACCAGCAAGUCCAUCAAAGUGCACGUCUCCGAUGAGAAUGACAAUGCGCCCCGUUUUACGCAGGCUGUUUAUGAUGUGUAUGUGACUGAGAAUAAUGUGCCCGGUGCUUUCAUUCACGCUGUGAGCGCUUUGGACCCUGAUAUAGGACAGAACGCUCUUAUUACUUACUCCAUAUUGGAGUGUGACAUACAGGGCAUGUCUGUGGACACUUAUGUGUCCAUAAACCAGGACACCGGCUACCUUUACGCGCUGCGCUCUUUUGAUUACGAGCAGCUGAAGGAGUUUAGCUUCAUGGUGCAGGCUAAAGACUCUGGUGCUGCUGAGCUCUUCUCCAAUGCCACCGUAAAUGUGAUCAUAGUGGACCAGAAUGACAACGCGCCCACUGUAAUAGCCCCCAUCGGUAAGAACGGCACAGCCAAAGAGCACCUGCCGCGCUCUGCGGAGCCCGGCUACCUGGUGACGCGCAUCGUGGCCAUGGAUGCGGAUGACGGCGAGAACGCACGGCUGUCCUACAGCAUCCUGCGGGGCAACGAGAUGGGGAUGUUCCGUAUGGACUGGAGGACAGGGGAGCUGAGGACAGCCCGCAGGAUCUCUCCAAAGCGGGACCCGCAGGGCUACUACGACCUGCUGAUCGAAGUGAGGGACCACGGGCAGCCCCCUCUGUCCUCCUCAGCCAGUGUGAGUGUAAUAUUGGUGGACAGCGUGGUCGAAGGCCGCAGCGGGGAUCGCGGCUCGGCCUCCAAGGCAAAGGAGACCUCCCUUGACCUCACCCUCAUUCUCAUCAUCGCCCUGGGCUCCGUGUCCUUCAUCUUCCUCCUGGCUAUGAUCGUGCUGGCCGUGCGCUGCCAAAAGGACAAGAAGCUCAACCUGUACACGUGCCUGCUGGCUGGAGAGUGCUGUCUCUGCUGCGGCCCGUGCUGCAGCAGGCAGGCCCGCGGCCGGAAACAGAAGAAGCUGAGUAAAUCCGACAUCAUGUUAGUUCAGAGCACCAACGUGACGUCAGGGGUCGGGCCAGUGGGGCAGGUGCCCGUGGAGGAGUCUGGUGUGGGCGGCGUGGGAGGGGGCUUCGGCUCCCACCACCACCAGAACCAGAACUCCUACUGCUACCAGGUGUGUCUGACACCUGAGUCCGCCAAAACGGAUCUGAUGUUCCUCAAACCGUGCAGCCCGUCCCGCAGCAAUGACACGGAUCACACCAACCCCUGCGGCGCCAUAGUCACGGGUUACAGUGACCAACAACCGGACAUCAUAUCCAAUGGCAGUAUUCUCUCUAAUGAGACAAAACACCAACGAGCAGAACUCAGCUAUCUGGUGGACAGACCCAGACGUGUCAACAGCUCGGCAUUCCAAGAGGCAGACAUCGUCAGCUCCAAAGACAGUGGUCACGGCGACAGCGAGCAGGGCGACAGCGACCACGAUGCCACCAACCGGGGUCAUUCGGCCGGCGCUGACCUGUUCUCCAACUGCACGGAGGAGUGCAAAGCCCUGGGCCACUCCGACCGCUGCUGGAUGCCGUCCUUCGUGCCAUCUGAUGGGCGCCAGGGGCCGGACUACCGCAGCAACCUGCACGUCCCCGGCAUGGACGCCACGCUGCCCGACACUGAGGUACCCUCCUCCGUCAACCUCUCCGACCAACUCACCAUGACCUCGUCCGCCGCUUCGUCCAACGAUAGGUCAUUCUCCACCUUUGGCAAGGACGGUCAAAGGUCACAGUCACACCACAGCCUUCACCAUCACCUCCAUCAGCAACAGCCGCAGUACAGCUCCAGCACGCUAGAGAGGAAAGAGUAUGAUAGGGGGACCCUACCGUACAAACCCACCUUUCUCUCCCGCAAAAGGAUUUGCUAGCUCGUUCCACGUGGACCUGUCGGAGACAGCGUGAAUUUCUGUACUAGACCACCAACACUGAUGCUAGAGACAGCGAAAUAAAACUAAACAAACAGCAACCUGGACAACAGCAACCUUGGUUAAGCUUCAUUAUCUUGGGUGGCGAACUGUAACAAAGCCUUGGCAGUAGUCGCUGAGGGAGGAGGGGAGAAAUAAAUACUGAGUAGCUGUAAACCUCUAGAUAUCUAAGGAGCAAUCCAAGGCCUUAUUCCUCUCAGCAGGACUGAGACCAGGGCCGCAACACUCAACAUGUGAAAAUUAUAAAGUCAUCAGCAGACAGAAGAGAGGAACUGAAAUGAACGGAGGAAUACAAAACAAGGAGAGGAGGGACCGAUAAAGUCACAGAGGUGUUUUUGUUUUGUUUUUGACUGAGGAGUUAGCCUCUAGAGAUCUGUGUGUGCCUGUUUACAUGAAGAAAAAAAACUAAUGUUUCUGUACAAAUUUCAACCAAUGUCACACGGAACCCUUUAGCUAUUUCUAUGGUCACCACUAAGCCAACUGUACAGAGACUGUGUGUGUGGGGGGGGGAGGGGAAGGAGGCCGACAGCCAGAGAGAAAGCGAGAGACUGAGAGAGAGAAAGACAAUUAGACAGAGAGAGAGAGAGCGUGCGGUUGUUGUACAGGUAUAAAAUGAGAGAAAAAAAAGAAGGAAAAGAGGACAACCAGAGAUGAUGUGCAGUACUAUAAAUUCUGUAUCUCCGUUUUUUUGACUUGACUGUCUUUAUAUAACUUCUCUUUUUUGUUUCUGUUGUUCUUUCUGUGUGGUUAAAGUGUGCAGACUCUAACGUAUUCCAACUUACCGUUAUAGAAAAGGAACAUGCGGUCCGGAGAUGGGUUCAGUCCUCUUUCAAGUUUAGCCACUUCAGGAAGGAGAUUUAAACAAAUACACUGCGUAGAAAAAGGAGCAGAAACGAGCCUCAUGUUCAGUUUGUCAAUAAAAUAUCACAAAUGAAUGUUCUCAUUUCUAAACUAGCGACUAACUGUUCUCCAAGUUCCUUCCUGAGCUGACUGCAGAGAAAGUGAAAUGACCCUUUACCAGGAUGUGGUUCCCUUGAUGCCAUUGGCCUAUACAUAAACAAUCAGACACACUCAGUGGUUUUUAUCAUGUGUGCAAAGUGUUUACUGUGCUAUUUUAAAAAGCUUAUAAAUGAAUAUAAAUCUAUAUAUAACUAUAUAUAUACAAUAUACUUUUUUCUGAAAACUGUGUAACCAUUGGUUAGUUUCUACACCUCAUAAUGUCAUUCAAUCUAAUAAUACCAAGUGCUACAAAAUCAAGACUUGUAUCGAUUCAUACGAGGAGGAGUGCUUCAGCCUGAAAAGCAAACCCCUUCUCGCCAACCAAGGAUUAAGUUGAUGUUCUUAUUUGAUUGUUACUUUUCACCGUUUACAGACGCUGGGCCUUGUCGUGUGUAGCGAAGACACCAGUUGAGUUGUUUUGGCCUGUUGUGUAUUUUUACUAGCAGAAUAUGUGUUCAUGUACAGGAAGGGGGACUAUCACAAUCGAGCUAGAUAUCAAAGGUUUUACAAUCAUACAAGAGAGGCAUACACAUAAAUAUGGACAUAAACAGACAAUACAUGGUGAGGCGCAGCAAACACACACACACACACACACACACACACACACAAACACACAGGUCAAGUGGUGAUAAAUAAACAGUGUCAUUGAAAUUCUCAAA